UUCUCAGAAGGGGAGCCGCUCAAAGGUUCCACAUAAAUCCAACAAUGAGCGCGCGACAAAAUGGUGUUCCGUCGGGAAACAGCUCUAAUGGGCCACCCAUACAUUGGCCUAACCCAAGAAUGCUUUUUACAGGGCCCGACUAUAACAGGGACCACCGCGUCACUGUGCAGCCAGAGAACCGGAUGGUGGGAAUAGGGACCAUGUCCAAGGAGGGGACCAGCGAGUCGGACUACCUGUGGCGGGCCGCACCCAGGACCCCCUACCCCCGCUCCAAGACCACCAUGGUGGGGGGGAUAGGCUGGGGGAUUCAGGAGUUUACGGACUGGUCCUUGCCUAUCACGGGGAGACAGGUCAUGAUGGGAGAAUUCCGACAGGAACUCGAAAACAGUCAUUCGCACAAGUACCAAAACCCAUGGUAUCCGGGGCCCAAUGAUGAGGUGGACCCCAACUCGGACGAGGCCAUGGUGAUGAACGUGUACAAGCGUCGCCCGGCCACGACAGUGCCGCAGCCAUCAGGUACAUGUUCACGUCCCUGGCGUCACAGAGGACGCACGCCGGCAGCCACGCCCUUGUACACAGUCAACACAUUCACCGUCACUACUUCGUCAGGCACCAAGGCCGCCCCCACGUCAGAUGUCCCCCCGGAGAGUCAACCAGUUAAAGCAUAUUAGGAAGAAGUAUAAAGUCAUCUUUACCAGAGCCCUGCCAGGGAAGGUGCAAUAGACAACGAAAUCAACAUAAAACAGCUGGUGCUCAUACCAAGAUGUACAUUUCACAGGGCGUUCCUAGUUACCAACUUGAUCUUGUUGGAUCAUGCAAAACAAAGUCUAUAUUUUUUUGUAAAUGACUGUAUAUUGCUGUCAUGGUAAAUGCAUUAGUGUCAUUUAGCCGGGUGUAUUUGUAACCUUAUCAAAACAAUGAAAUGAUUAACCGACAGUAACACGUGAUAACUUUUCGUUUACUUUGUUAAAAUGCCUAUCUUGUUAGGAACAUCCUGAAAUGACUAUUGAAUUUUAAUGAAAAGGUACUGCAUAUGGAAGCACCAAUAAUAUAAUCCUUUAAAUAAGCAAAGGUAAUAUUUGUAACAGGGUAUUUGUUCUAUUUAGAAAAAGAGAAUUGUCAUAAAAUCCCAAAUGGAAAUUAUUUGUUCAAGUAGUGGUGAGUUAGAUUUGAAUAUCCUUUGUCGAUGUUAUGACUUUAUUUAUUGUUAUAAUGUACCAAUGUUUUCAUGACUUUACCAGUCAGUAUUAUUUUCAACAAUCUCAACUUGACAUAAUCAGUUUCUUAUUCUGACAUGUCAGACUGGAUUCUAAUUUAUUUAUUUACCUUUCCAAUUAAUCUCUGCUGUUUUUGUAAAUAAAUGUUCUGACUUCUGUAAAA
Molecule: messenger RNA, 1380 nt
Organism: Haliotis rufescens (red abalone)
Lineage: Eukaryota; Metazoa; Mollusca; Gastropoda; Lepetellida; Haliotidae
Exons: 6
Coding region: 45-671 (208 amino acids)
Source: RefSeq, a predicted model, not a curated record